Molecule: messenger RNA, 681 nt
Organism: Annulohypoxylon truncatum
Lineage: Eukaryota; Fungi; Ascomycota; Sordariomycetes; Xylariales; Hypoxylaceae
Product: rhamnose mutarotase
Exons: 3
Coding region: 117-533 (138 amino acids)
Molecular function (GO): racemase and epimerase activity, acting on carbohydrates and derivatives
Source: RefSeq, a predicted model, not a curated record
UCUCACCGUAACCACUGACGAGUGCACAAGGCAAAUAUAAAACAAGACCAAAAGAAGAAAAGCAUCCUUCUCACCUUCUCACCUUCUCCCCCUUUUUUGAGAAACUCACAUUCACCAUGUGGCAACCACAUUCACCGCCACCUCCACGUAUUACUAAGUCUCCCGACCCGGAACCAAAGAAGGCUGCUCGUCGUAUCGCACAAGUUGUGAAGCUGAAACCCGAGUUUGUCGACAAAUACAAGGAAGUGCACGCGGCUGUGUGGCCGGAAGUUUUACAGCAGAUAAAAGACUGCAAUAUUCAGGACUACAGCAUAUGCCAUGAUCCUGGUACCGGCAUCCUCUUUGCAACCUUUAAAUACGUCGGCUACGACUAUUCGGGGGACAUGGAGCGUAUGCGAGGAAAUCCUAAGGUAAGAGAGUGGUGGGCUAUGACUGACGGUUUUCAAGAGAGCUUGGUGCCUGGUGCCAAAAGCAGCGAGUCUGGCAAUCCGGCAUGGUGGAAAGAACUCGAGGAGGUAUUUUAUUUAGAGUGAGGGUGAAUUCCAAAUUGAAUGGUCAAGUUUGUUUGUAAACACCAACGAGAUCAAUGCCAGAGGAUAUUGCAGAUAUGACAUAAAUCUCGUGCCCGUAAACGCCCGACGUAUGGUAAACUCGUGUGUCCACUCUGACAACAGGGCGUCA